Messenger RNA from Lolium perenne, 2874 nucleotides. The record is from RefSeq and is a predicted model, not a curated record. NCBI's taxonomy places the organism in Eukaryota, Viridiplantae, Streptophyta, Magnoliopsida, Poales, Poaceae.
AUGAAUCGGCAAUGGAUGUAUGUUGACCGACGCUUUGACGAGUUCACUUCGGGCCUGGAGAAUUUCAUCGCCGUGGCUGAGGCAAACAAACAUGGUGGCUUUAUGUAUUGUCCAUGUGUUGACUGUAAGAAUAUCGUAAAUUACGCUCACUCGAGUACCAUUCACGGCCACCUUCUGCGGGUAGGUUUCAUGCCCAGCUACUAUUGUUGGACCAAGCACGGAGAAAAAGGGGUUAUGAUGGAAGUCAAUGAAGAAGAGGAAGAGGAAGAUGACAGCUAUCCCAUGUUCCCUGAAUACGGUGAUGCUGCAGACAAUGAAGACAAUGAAGCAGAAGAUCAAGAGGCACCAGAUGAGCCUGUUGAUGAUGAUCUUGGUCGGGCCAUUGCUGAUGCAAGGAUAGAAUUUGAAACUGAAAAGGAAAGGUUGGCCUUUGACCAGAUGAUAGAGGAUCACAACAAAUUGUUAUACCCAACUUGCGAAGAUGGCCAUAAAAAGUUAAGUACCACACUGGAGUUGUUGCAAUGGAAGGCAGAGAACGGUGUCACUGACUCAGGAUUUGGAAAGUUGCUGGCAAUAAUGAAGAGGAAGCUUCCAAGGGGUAACGAAUUGCCCGCCAGUACGUACGAAGCGAAGAAGGUUGUCUGCCCUCUAGGAUUAGAUGUGCAAAAGAUACAUGCAUGCAUUAAUGACUGCAUCCUCUACCGCGGUGAGUACGAGAAUUUGGAUGCAUGCCCGGUGUGCACUGCAUUGCGGUAUAAGAUCAGACGAGAUGACCCGGGUGAUGUUGAGGGCGAGCGUCCCAGGAAGAGGGUUCCUGCCAAGGUUAUGUGGUAUGCUCCAAUAAUACCACGGCUGAAACGCUUGUUCAGAAAUAAAGAGCACGCUAGGUUGUUGCGAUGGCACAAAGAAGACCGUAAGAAAGACGAGAUGUUGAGACACCCUGCUGAUGGGUCUCAGUGGAGAAAAAUCGAUAGACAUUUCCCGUACUUCGCAGAGGAUGCAAGGAACUUAAGGUUUGGUGAUUAUUUGGAUAAAUGUAAGAAGGUUGUGUACCUGGGGCAUCGUCGAUUUCUGCGUCUUACCCAUCCCGUAAGAAAGAAAGGCAAGCAUUACAAGGGUGAGGCAGAUCACCGGAGGAAGCCUGCCAACCGUAAUGGUGCUGAUAUAUUAGGUAUGGUCAAGGAUGUAGAUGUAAUAUUUGGAAAGGGUCCUGGCGGACGGUCUGUUCCUAACGGCGCUGAUAAACGCGUACCCAUGUGGAAGAAGAAAUCUAUAUUUUGGGAUCUACCCUAUUGGAAAGUAUUAGAGGUCCGCUCUUCAAUCGAUGUGAUGCACGUGACGAAGAAUCUUUGCGUGAACCUGCUAGGCUUCCUAGGCGUGUACGGGAAGUCAAAAGAUACACCAGAAGCACGAGAGGACCAACAACGUAUGAAAGACCCCGACAAACUGCAUGAGAAAGAUAGAGGACUUUAUUACUCCAGCUACGCUCUUACAAAAGCAGAGAAGGAAAUCUUUUUUGAAUGUCUGAGCAGCAUCAAGGUCCCGUCUGGCUUCUCCUCCAAUAUAAAGGGAAUAAUAAAUAUGGCAGAGAAAAAAUUCCAGAACCUGAAGUCGCAUGACUGCCACGUGAUAAUGACGCAGUUGCUUCCGAUUGCAUUGAGGGGGCUUCUACCGGAAAAUGUUCGACUGCCCAUUGUGAAGCUAUGUGCAUUUCUCAAUGCAAUUUCUCAGAAGGUGAUAAAUCCAGAAAUUCUACCGAGGUUGCAGAAUGAUGUGGUCCAAUGUCUUGUUAGUUUUGAGCUGGUGUUCCCACCAUCCUUCUUCAAUAUUAUGACACAUCUCCUCGUUCACCUGGUCGAUGAGAUUUCCAUUCUCGGUCCUGUAUUUCUACACAAUAUGUUCCCCUUCGAGAGGUUCAUGGGAGUCUUAAAGAAAUAUGUUCAUAACCGUGCUAGGCCAGAAGGAAGCAUCUCCAAGGGCUAUGGAACAGAGGAGGUCAUUGAAUUCUGUGUUGACUUUAUUCCUGACCUUAAGCCGAUUGGUGUUCCUGAAUCGCGGCAUGAAGGGAGACUAAGUGGAAAAGGCACGCUAGGAAGGAAAUCAAUGAUAUGUAGGGACGGAAUUUCUUUGACUCAAGCGGCGGUCGGCAUUUUCUUACCUACAAAGACUUACCAUUGCCGUCCCGUCCCAGAUGACUUUGCUGUUGUGAUGGUGGAUGAAGUGAUGGCAGAUUAUGAGCAGAUGGUCCUUGAGCAACCAGCAGGUUCGAAGCCAAGCAUGCCACCUCCUCGUUUUAAGCCUCCUCCGCGUGAGAAUACUCCGCCGCCGUCUCCUCCGCGUGAGAAUACUCCGCCGCAGUCUCCUCCGCGUGAUGAUUCUCCUCUGCACGAUGAUGAUUCUCCUGUGCGUGAUGAUUGUCAUGUGCAUGAGCCGUCUCCUCAGGCUUCGCCGUCUCCUCAGGCUUCGCCGUCUCCUAAGCAAAAGAGGAAGAGUAGUACCGCGGCGUCAAGUAUUGAAGCGCGGGGAAGAUCAUCAGCUCCAAACAGACCAUCAGCUGCGAAGAGGGCCAAGACUCCACAGUUGUUACCAAAUCAGAUGACUGAUGAGCAAAAGGCGUUUCUUGCGCCGAAGAAGCCUCCAAAGGUUUUUAUAGCACCGCGUACAGUGAAGCACUUUGCCGAGACGAGACAAAAGAGAGCUGAGCUGAGAACUGAUUAUGACCGCUCUCUUGGACAGUCCCAUAGAGCGGCCAAAGCAGCGAAAAAUGUCCCCCUGCUUGGACAACAGGAAAAGCAGUCCAUACCACACUUCGUCGUGCAGCCCUACGAUGAUCCAGAGACGGUAUCGAUGAUCGAACGGGAGGCUAGAGCUUAA